Sungouiella intermedia is the source of this 2646-nucleotide messenger RNA. The record is from the annotation of a GenBank genome assembly. NCBI's taxonomy places the organism in Eukaryota, Fungi, Ascomycota, Pichiomycetes, Serinales, Metschnikowiaceae.
AUGACUCUGACACAUUUAGAGCCUUCCAAUUUACCGCCCCUCUCGGUGUUUCUCGAAACGGUGUGUCCCGGGAUGCCGUUUCUUGAUGAUAACAUCCAUUUCUUGCUAAAAGAUGCCCUCAGCACCGAUAAACUCCGGGAAGUUGAUGAUUUGGCAUGGCCACUCACAGACGUGCGUUCAGCAUCGGCGAAUGUACGUGCUCAACUCGAUCUGACCUACUUAAACGUGGCAAGACCCCCAUUUGUUCACGAUGUACGCAGAAAUAUCGAGUCUACGACAUAUGUACCGCUUCCUUAUCAUAUUUCCUCAGUUUUCACUCAGGUGCGCUCUGGGACCGACUCAGCACGGGAUAUAGGCGAAAUUCACCUAGGAGCCAACGUCAAUCCGCUCAUGCAAGACCCUUUCAAGUUGGUACACUUAAACCCAGGCUGUUUCACAAGCAUGAUUGUAAUGAGAAACAUAUCUCGGAGCAAUGGACCCAGUUUUCCGGAAACACGGUCUCCAUUCAACAAAAUGACCACCAGUAUUAACAAAUUUCUCCGUAUGGGCGUCUCUGAGGAUGCGGACAACCAGAAAUCAUUGUUUAUUCCAUUAUUGGACGUAUUCAGAGAACUGGCUUCAUCGCAUCAUAUCUCUCACCCACUGAAUACUCUGAGCGCUGGAACGUUACGGAGUAACUCCAAGAACCAUUUUUUGUUUGAUAAACUCUUGAACUACGACGAGAAGACAUAUGCAUCCCAGAUUCGAUCUCCUUCUACUUCAAAAUUAUUAGUGGCCGCCAAUGUCAGUGUGCUCAAUGUGUUUGCAUUAGACGAGCAUUUCAACUACUCAAACACUCAGAAGAACAUGUCAACGACGUCCAUUUUCCCACUUCGUGACUUGCUGGUGGAAAUCCCACCUGGUCAACAGAAUCCUGCCAUUCCCACAACUACAACUUGCAAACCGUACAAAAAAGUGACGGAAACCCCUCUUUUCAGACUCCAGUUCAAGAGUCAUAUCAUUGUUACAAGCAUGGUGACGCUUCAAAAUGAUACAGCCGUGCUUCUUGGUCUCAACACUGGUGAUUUACUCAUGAUCAACCUCAUAGACUUGACAUACCGCUAUUUCGACUUGUUAGGUUCACAGGAAACGUCUGAUCCCGAGUGGCAUCCAUCUAGUGCGAAUUCAGUUACCAGUAUUUGUCCUAUAUGGCACUCCAGGCAUCCACUUUUGGUGGUGGUAGGCUUUGGCAAUGGUGAGGUGAUAAUUCUAGACCCAGAGGCUGGCCCUGCGUCCCGUCUGGCUCCAUACCAAAAGACCGUAGUGGGAAAAGAUUCGUUCGUCACUUAUUUCAAGAAAUUCGACCUCAGUAUGUUGUACCAUGCCGAGUCUCUGGACGAUAAAGAGACCUCCCCUCAGUAUAUAGUGGGUCACUUCAAAGUCAGCCACAAGGCCGUCACGUCUAUCGCCAGCACCAUGGCUUAUGAUCUGCCCUCUUAUAGCAGUCACAACCCACAACUUUUAGCCAUUGCCUGUGAAGACGGGUUAGUGCGUUUCAUUGACUUGAUCAGUACUCACGGAGAAAAUUACGGCGACACGUCCAAUUUCUACAACAAGCUGAUCGUUUCAGAUAUCGUAUCUAAUUAUUUUCAAGAUGGUAUUAGAAGCGUGGAUUUUUCCCCCGACUUCCGCUUUUUUGUUUUGGCUGGUAAAGGUGAUCUUAUAGAGGUGUUCAAGAUGACGUACUACAACAUCAACGGGUUGCUCCAAAAAAACACCGAAGGAGGCCACAAAGGCGGACGCUCACGCAGUGGAACCGUCAACAGUGGAAACUCAGGCAAUAUCACCACUCCUUCAAUAUUCUUGUCGCCAAUCAGUACCACACCUAGUGCCAGCUUCGAUAUUGCACGAGAGGAGCAUCACGACACUCAUUAUCCUCCGGCAAUCAAAGACAUUACUAUAGUCAGCAGACUCAAGGGUCACACUAACACCGUGGGAUGUGUUGCAUUCAUCCGCAAUGACGAUUUGGUUUCUUCAAGUAUUGAAAGUGCUAAUUCCCAGACAUACAAAUUGGUUUCUUGUGGAGGAGAUGGAAAGUUAAUAUUGUGGGAUUUCGACAGCAAAGCGCUCCCCCGAGUCAAGAAGAGCCAUAUUACAACAAAGAGGCGUGUGUCUGUACAUCGUGAAGGAGUUGUCUCACCACAACCGACACCCAAUAGAAGCAGGAUGAUGGUGCCCACCAUUUCGAGAAACCACCAUCGCAACAGGUCUUUCUCCCACCAAAAUGAUGAGAAUCCAUUGACCAGCUCUUUCAGUGCUUUGGGAAUCAAUAAGCUUCUCAGUCAAAGUCCUCAGCCGCUGCAACAUCUGGAGAAUGCCGAAGAACACCUGAAGAUUGUGUUUUCCCUCUACCGGUCACUAUAUGAGGUCCGACUUAAAAAGCAUUAUGGACUGGUACAGAAUAAGGACUUGAGAAAAAAGUACUCCAGUAUUAUUCAUGCUGUGGUUAAUGACAAGACGCUUCCUUCGAUUGAAAUCCCGUUGUUGAGCAUUGACAUGUCAUGUUUGGUAAGGGACGGAAAAAUCCAGAGCUUUCACUUGAAUCCCCAUAACCUCUGGGUGUUCGGACGUAAUGGAGACAUUUUCAAGUACAACUUAGUUUACUAA